GAAUUCAUUCUCUCUAAACUCCCUUGUAAAAGCACCCGUGCAUUCUCCGUUAUAAUAUAAAUUGGGCUACAGGUGUUCCACCUAAAGUCCUACCGGUCAAUCUGCGUGUUUUUACCUUCCUCACUUUACCGAAUCAAGCAAACUAUUCUAGACCCGGUCUAGUAUAGUUUGACCGGUCAAGUAAUUUACACCAUCAUUUUUGGCGCCGACCGUGGGACCGUUGAGGUUUCUUCUCUUCUAAACACAAACCUACCCACAAAAACACCACUCAAAAUGUCUUCCAGUCAGCAAAUCAACGCUACUUCCACUCAGGUGCCAGCCACCAAUGAGGGCACCACCAGUAUCCCUGCGGUUGCUACCAUACCGGUCAUUUCGGCCCCAGUGUUGCCUUUGGGUCUGAGCUCUGUCCCGACGCCUAGCGUGAUCAGCCCGUUCACGACCCCUCCGCUGGACCAAGGGUCACGUUCCCACCAAGCAUGACUCAGUUCAUGAAUGACCCAGCCAACCUACAAGCCAUCCAGGGCUUUGGUCAGGUCAUGGCCAUGUGCCAACAGAACGGGGGGAUGCCUUUUCUCCCUGGUAUGUUCCCGUUCGCUCUUCCAGGCGCGGGAACCAUGCCCCUACAAGCUCCGAUGGCGGUGACGUCGUUCCAGACACCGAUGCCGCAGCCAUCACCUUUCCAGCCGCAGCUGGUCAGCACUAUAGCUCCUAUCAACUUGACUGGCGCGCUUAACGCUGCAGGGCCGUCGCAUCCCCCGCAAGGGCGGCAGUGGUCGGGCACCUAUUGUUCGUACCACAGGUCAGAUUCCCAUAACACCUCUGAAUGCAAGAGUGUUAAGGGAGUAAUCCGGCAGAUGAUAGACAAUGGAGAACUGGGCAAGGAUUACUUGCAGAAAGCCCAGGAGAAGAGCCAUCAAUGGGUCAGACCAGCAACCCAGGGGAAUGACCGGGACAAUGACCGACGGAGGAACAACCGGCAGAGGGAGCAGCAGCCGGCCGUUGAAAAAGAACACAUAGGCAUGAUCUUCAGCGGACCUGAGGGUGGAGAUUUAGCCGUGCAACGGAAGAACUGGGUCCGGAGCAUUUACGUUGGUGAGGUGAGCGCUGAACCACCCAGGCAUAAGCAUACUAGGAGGGAGCCGAUCGUCUUUACUGACCGGGAUCUCCCUCCUACCGGUGAAGAUCACAAUGAUCCAUUGGUCAUCACCAUGGACAUAAAUGGGGUGGAUGUCGCCCGGGUACUUGUUGACACCGGCAGUAGUGUCAACAUCUUAUACCUGGAGACUUUCCAAAAACUCAGGUUGUGUCAGACACAACUUGAACCCCUCAAAACCCCUCUCUCAGGCUUCACGGGGGACACCGUUGAAGCUGAAGGAUCCAUAGUUCUACCGGUCAAACUAGGAUUAGGCGAGAAGACCGUGUGGAAGAAGAUGCGGUUCAUCGUUGUGGACAUUAAAUGCGUCCACAACGCAAUUCUUGGAAGGCCAGGCAUCAAUAAAGUCGGGGCGGUGAUUUCCAUGCCUCAUCUAUGCAUGAAGUUCCACACUCCAGGUGGUGUGGGUGAGGUGAAGGGUGACCAGAGGAAUGCCCGGGAAUGCUAUGCCCGGGGAGUCAAGAAGAUGACCAAGGGGGUCAAUGUCAUCUCCCAAGAGAUCACAAAGGGAGAGACCCGGGAGAGAUUGGAGCUCGAGGCCGAGACGGUGGAAAUCGAACUUCACCCAGGUGAUUCUUCGAGGAUGGUCAGAAUUGGAGCAAAUCUCCCCGAGGAUCUCAAGGCAGAGAUUACACGGGUCCUCCAAGAAUACGCGGGCAUAUUCGCGUGGAGCGUGGCGGAUAUGCCCGGAAUAGAUCACUCUGUUAUCUGCCACCGGUUGGCCGUGAGGGAAGGAAGUCGACCGGGACAUGCCCUUGCAGACUUUCUGGUAGAAAUGACCAGUCUAACUCCAGACCUACCGGUCAACAAGCCCACUGAGCAAUGGUGGGAGAUGGCAGUUGAUGGGGCAUCCGGUCCUAGAGGAUACGGGGGUGGUAUCGUGUUCACCACCCUAGAAGGGUUCAAGAUCUACCAUGCAAUCGUCUUCAACUUCAAGCUGACGAACAAUGAGGCAGAAUAUGAAGCUCUGGCUGGAGGGCUCAGACUUGCCCAAGCCCUGAAAAUCAGUCGGGUCAGUAUCAAAUCUGACUCUAGCCUGAUUGUUGGGCAAGUGACCGGUAACAUGGAAGCAAGGGAAGGACGCAUUGCACAAUAUAAGGACCUUGUACUUGCCCUGUUGAAAGGCUUCGAAGAGUUCAAGAUCGCCCAAAUUCCCCAGGCGGAUAACGCGGAUGCAGACCUUCUCUCCAAGUUGACGCAGUAUGCUCCCGAGCAUGUUUCAAAACUUGCCCGGGUGUAAAUCCUGGAUCGAGCUAACAUCGAAAAAUUGGAAGUCGCCGCUAUAACAGCCGGAAGUCAAUCUGACCGGUCAAACUUGGUCGGGGCGGAUGACCAUUAGAUGUACGAUCUAAUGGAAUACUUGAUGGAUGGAAGCUUGCCAGAACAAGAUGACCGGGCAAGAAAAGUGAAGCUCAAGG
Cuscuta campestris is the source of this 2571-nucleotide messenger RNA. Lineage: Eukaryota; Viridiplantae; Streptophyta; Magnoliopsida; Solanales; Convolvulaceae. The record is from the annotation of a GenBank genome assembly.